Molecule: messenger RNA, 3879 nt
Organism: Micropterus dolomieu (smallmouth bass)
Lineage: Eukaryota; Metazoa; Chordata; Actinopteri; Centrarchiformes; Centrarchidae
Gene: b3galt6
Product: UDP-Gal:betaGal beta 1,3-galactosyltransferase polypeptide 6
Exons: 2
Coding region: 434-1453 (339 amino acids)
Biological process (GO): glycosaminoglycan biosynthetic process
Cellular component (GO): membrane
Molecular function (GO): UDP-galactosyltransferase activity
Source: RefSeq, a predicted model, not a curated record
ACAAUAACAGAAAGUAAACAAAAAAGGGUGUUUAUUUUCUUUAUUACUUUAAUUCCCUUCUUGCGGGGGCUUCACUUCCGUUUCCUCUUCGUCAUUGCCACACAGAACUGACUUGGUGGACUAGUGACCACACUACGAGACAAAAAAAAUGAAUAACGUUAGAUCGAUUCAGGGCUCAACUCUCCCAGCGAGCGAUUUAACCUGCUUAUUGUAACCUGCCUGUCGACGACGCUAAACUGGGCGGUGUUUAUCUCAUGUUUAGACCAGUAUGAGCAGCCUGUGUGAGUUUGCAUUCAGCGGAGUGAGAUUGCAAAGUGCGCAGAGGGUCUUAUCUCGGUAGCUAGCGUUAGCCCUGCACAGCUGUCGUCUGUGGGCCCCCCUGGCUGUAUCAUUCACGGGACAGGUACCUUUUAACUAGCUAAGACUCAGCACCAUGAAUCUGUUGCGUCUAGUGUGCCGCCACAAGACAGCCCUGGUGAUUGGCACUGUGUGCAGCUUUGCUGUAGUUUUGGUCUUCUUGGCUAAAUGUACCUCUGAAACCCUGAAACAGGGCCACCAGGAUCCUCCAGGCCUAGCCCCUCGUGCCAAUUCUUUGCAAUCCCGUCCAGAGCCGCAUAAUCCCCCCUCCACAUCCAAAGACCUGUACGCAUUCCUUGUGGUCCUCAUCACAACCGGCCCCAAGUACACAGAGCGGAGGAGUAUUAUCCGCAGCACCUGGCUGGCCAAGCGGGACUCCGAUGUUCUGGCCAUGUUUGUGGUGGGAACUCAGGGGCUUCCCAAUGAGGACCUUCAGAACCUUAACACAGAGCAAGGGCGGCACAAGGAUUUGCUGUUACUGCCUGAGUUGCGAGAUUCUUACGAGAACUUAACACUGAAGCUGCUGCACAUGUACUCCUGGCUGGACCAGAAUGUGGAGUUCAAGUUUGUCCUCAAAGCAGAUGAUGACACAUUCGCUCGCCUGGACCUCCUUAAGGAGGAGCUGAAGGGGAAAGAGCCCAACCGGUUGUACUGGGGCUUCUUCUCAGGGAGAGGCCGAGUGAAAACAGCUGGGAAGUGGCGGGAAAGCUCGUGGGAGCUCUGUGACUACUACCUGCCCUACGCACUGGGUGGGGGUUACAUCCUCUCGGCUGACCUCGUACGUUUUGUGCAUCUUAAUGUAGCCUACUUCAAGACGUGGCAGAGUGAGGAUGUGUCACUGGGCGCCUGGCUGGCUCCUGUGGAUGUUCGGCGGACACAUGACCCACGCUUUGACACGGAGUAUAAAUCGCGUGGUUGCAACAACAAAUACUUGGUGACACAUAAGCAGAGCUUGGAGGACAUGUUGGAAAAACACCAGACUCUGCAGCGUGACGGCAGGCUCUGCAAGGAGGAAGUCAAGCUGCGGUUGUCCUAUGUAUAUGACUGGGGUGUGCCACCCUCGCAGUGUUGCCAAAGGAAGGAUGGAAUUCCUUAAUUUUUGUCCAUUGUACAAGGCUGAAGUUGGCUUUUGAUUUGUAUCUUCUUAAGUCCGGAAAAAGUUGAGGCAUAAUGUUUUUCGACCAAUUCUCCAUUGUUACACCAUUUAAAGUUGUGUAACAAGUCCCAGAAAUCAUCAAAAUCUCUUAUUGCUGUUAAAAUCCUAUUUCAAGAUUUGGGGAACCAUUUUUAUAAUACCGAGAACCAAAAAAUGGUCAAUUUCACCGCUUUUUCUUUAUAUAGAUAAGAUAAGAGCAGGUCUAGCUCAAAAACACUAUAUGCUAUCAUUUUUGUCUUUUUUCACCACUUUCACCAGCUGGGUGUUAAACGGUCCAUGUUCAUUUAAAAUAGGUUUGACAAAUUUAGAUAUAUUGGGUUUUGAGCUAGAACUGGUCUAACGUGGACUGGAUCGAGGAAAAGCAAUGACAUAUCCUUUUUUCUGUCUUCACAAAGAAGAAAAUAUGUUUCACAAAUCUGAAAAUGGGCUGUAAAGGUCCCAUAUUAUGCUCAUUUUCAGGUUUAUACUUUUAUUUUUGGUGUCUACUAGAAAAUGUUUACAUCCUUUAUUGUUCAAAAAACACAUUAUUUUUCUCAUACUGUCCACUGCUUCAGCACCUCUGUUCAUCCUCUGUCCGAACACUCUGCCCCUACUCCCUGAAAGGCCACUUUCUUCUGAUAGGUCAACUUUAGGAAGCCACCAGAGGGGCAACUAGCUGGCACAGUGCUUAGACGAUGUGUCGAGUUAUGUCUGGCUAUGCGAGUAUAUGCAUCAAUGAUUACUGUACAAAAACAACUUUAUUCACUCACAAAGGCUGUGCUAGAUAGCUCCAUUCCUGAUGUCAUGCUGGGAGCCAAAUCGAAAGAGCGUGUUUGCAUACACAUUUACUGAAAGACAGAGCAGGAUUAAAAGAGAGGAUGGUUUCUUUGAACACACAGGGGACACACAUUUCUGUUGAAAAUACAUAAGAGUAUUUAGCACAAUGUGGGACCUUUUAAACAUGUUAGUCUAGUCCAGGUCUGAUUAGUCGAAAUACAGUAGUUUUGUUUUUUACUCGCCCUGGCUUAAGCUUGAUUUAUACUCAUGCAUCAGGGCUACGUGCCUAGCCAGGCAUUUAUACUUGUGCGUCUGUGUCUCUGUUGUUCUGCAAUUACGCAGACAAACGCUAGUUGGCGGUAGCGCUACAGCAUCCACUGUGUUGACUUUUGCCGGCGUGAAUGGGGGUAAAAUUGUGCGGCUGUGACUUUUCAAAUGUUACCGACCGAAUGGAUCGCAUUCUGAUAGUGAAACAAGUCACUAUUCAGAGCGCUUGAAUAGGAAGCCAACUUCAGCCUCGUGUCGUUUUUGACCCAUAAACUCCCUUGGCCUUGUUAUUCGGACCCAUGCUCAUGUCAGUGCUCUGCUUUCUCCUUUCUGUUUACCACAUCGGUGGCCUACUUCUCUCCUCUGUCUGUGCUUCUUCUGCCGCACCUCUUGCUAAAUAGUUCCACUACAAGAUAUGUUUCAAGGUUAUUUCAGUGUAGUAGAUAGUACAUGGAAACACAGACGGGAGGUUGUUACCCUGCCAUGAUGUCUACAUUUUUUGUGAAAGCAAAUUUUUUUGUACUUUAUUUAUUGUUAAUUUAUUCAGCAGCAAACACAACACACUGGUGUUGAGAUGAGACAGAAGCACACGGGGCCUGUGGUUGCUGCUUGUGAGUAGUAUUUGUAUUUAUAAACAUGUUGGGGAGAGGGGUACUUAUGAUUCACAGAAUUAAUGGACAAGAAAUGUUAAUUUUUUUAAAUGUAAAACUUGUUUACGGUCAAUGGUACACAAGGUUUCAUGUAUCUGGAGGUGCGAAGAAUGUGUAAGAGAAAAUGGUUGAAUGUGUUUUAUUCAGCAGGCCUUCUUAUUCCUUAUACUGCAACAGUCUCACUUUAAAGUUUAGGUCAUACAUACGCACAUUUACUGUGCAGAGAUACCAAGUUAUUUUAUGAAUGUUUGUUUGGAGCGCACCACAGAUUCAGAUCGAGAAACUUGAUAUAGACUAGCAGCUGGCACUUGGUCACUUUUUUAAACGCGAAACAUCAUUUUACAGUCCACCAAUCAUUAUUCAGUGAUUACUUUGUUUUCUGAUGUUAAGCUCUCCAACCUGAACUUACCCUGUGAUGUCAGUAGCUGUGUCCUAAAACUUGUGAAAUGUGUACAGCGUUGAUUAAAGGGUACGAUACGUUAGAGCACAAACGACAACAAAAGGAAAGCUGCAAAAGGAGCAACAUACGACCGAGCUCAUUUUCAGACUGCUGUUGCGUUUUUGUGAAUAAUGACAUAACCGUUCUCUCGCUGUUGUCACUAGCAGAUUCUGAUUCAAUUCAGCUUUUAAGUUUCAGUGUUUUGACGUACAUGGUCAGCCUCCCUGGAUGUUUUAUUAAACAUUUUAAAUGUA